This is a messenger RNA of Guyanagaster necrorhizus, 990 nucleotides long. RefSeq lists its product as uncharacterized. NCBI's taxonomy places the organism in Eukaryota, Fungi, Basidiomycota, Agaricomycetes, Agaricales, Physalacriaceae. The record is from RefSeq and is a predicted model, not a curated record. Gene Ontology annotation, biological process: protein targeting to ER. The transcript has 4 exons. The coding region runs from base 138 to 845 and encodes 235 amino acids. Gene Ontology annotation, cellular component: signal peptidase complex; membrane.
ACAUUCAAAAUCAACGGUGGCAACGUCAAGCACGGAUAAAGCAAGAACCAACACGUGGCAGUACUGGCUUUGUACACGGUUCAUUACCACCUUCCACUGCUUUCUCGUCGCCGGCCAAUACGACAUUGACGUCCUCAAUGGCACGCUCAAGGAAAGUAGCAAACGGCCAGGAAGCAUCAUCUUCGAGUCCUACCCGCUCUCCAUCGUUGCCACCGUCGCCAGACAUACCCACAGGACCGCUCAGUAUCGUCAUACCCCACGAAGAUCGCGAGGUGGUCAAGAUAAAUAAUUCCAAUUUGACAGAUCUCAAGAAUGCUUGCGACGAUGCGGUGAAACGCUAUCUCUCCAGACCAGAGUUAUUCAAACAGAUAUAUCUGCACACAGAUGUGCGAUUGGCGCUUGGAUGGUCAAGUGUGCUCGUGGCCGCAGGAACAGCGUUCUAUGGCUACAAGGUCGAAUUUGAGAUCUCGAAGCCAGUCGUGUGGGUAGGGCUCAGCCUAUAUAUUUUCCUGACCCUCAUUCAGACCCUUUAUGCUUAUUUUAUUGAGGGGGACACUGUGUUUGUAGGAAAGAGGAAAACUUUCUCCAAGCGAAUUGUCACCGAACGGAUAACUCUCGCUUCACGAACGGAGCCCGUCAAGCAAGGCAAGCCCCCUUCAUACGAACUCACUGUAUCCUACGUUCGUUCGACGAGUAAUGGGAAAUCACUCCUUGCCAAAGGCAAGACGCGGAGCAAGAAGGAGUACAACUCAUUCUUCGACGAGAAUGGCGUAAUGAACCAAGAACGGUUUGAACAAUAUGUCGGCGAGCUUGUUGAGCAGGCCAUGGAAGGAAAAGCAACGUAAAAAUGUGGAUUUUGUUUCGUUUGUAACAUUGGUUGCUGCGUCUAUUCUGUUAUAUUUCUCAUGUGCCCCAAUUUGCAGUUUAGUAGCCAAACUUUGUACCUGCAUAUAUAUAUAUACAUCAUGCGAUAUAUUUCGAGUCACCUGG